AUGGGGAAAAAAAGGAAAUUGGCUGCAAAUAAAGACGAUUUCGAAUAUGACCCUGUUCCAAAACAUUUGGUAACAUCUCAUAUAAAAAAGCAGGAAAAACGUUUAAUAGUUAUUUUGGAAAAUGCUCAGCUUGAAACUGUUAAGAAUGGUAACAGUUUUGAACUUUUGAAUUGUGAUGACCAUGCAGGCAUUUUGCGUAGAAAUGAUAGAGAACCUGGUUCAUGCCGCCCAGACAUAACUCACCAGUCUCUACUUAUGUUGAUGGAUUCACCAUUAAAUAGAGCUGGUUUACUGCAAGUUUAUAUUCAUACAGAAAAAAAUGUUCUUAUUGAAAUAAACCCACAAACACGAAUACCAAGAACAUUUAAGAGAUUUGCUGGUUUAAUGGUCCAACUUCUUCACAAAUUUUCUAUAAGAGCAUCUGAUGGUCCCAUGAAAUUAUUAAAAGUUAUUAAAAAUCCAAUAACGUCACAUUUACCUGUUGGUGUAAGAAAAAUCACUAUGUCUUUUAGUUCUAAAAUGGUACAAACAUGUCGGGACUUGGUACCAAAAGAUGAGCCAAUUGUUCUUAUAAUAGGUGCAAUGGCACAUGGCAAGGUGGAAGUGGAUUAUUCUGAAGAUGUUAUAUCCAUAAGCAACUAUCCCUUGUCUGCUGCAUUAACUUGUGCAAAGUUGUGCACAGCUUUUGAAGAAGUUUGGGGUGUUGUG
Iphiclides podalirius (scarce swallowtail) is the source of this 708-nucleotide messenger RNA. The record is from the annotation of a GenBank genome assembly. NCBI's taxonomy places the organism in Eukaryota, Metazoa, Arthropoda, Insecta, Lepidoptera, Papilionidae.